Neurospora tetraspora is the source of this 1050-nucleotide messenger RNA. RefSeq lists its product as uncharacterized. The transcript has a single exon. The record is from RefSeq and is a predicted model, not a curated record. Lineage: Eukaryota; Fungi; Ascomycota; Sordariomycetes; Sordariales; Sordariaceae. The coding region runs from base 180 to 1025 and encodes 281 amino acids.
UCAUGAAGAUUGGAAAGAGCUUACCUGUCUUAAUAAGGUUUAUAUAAAGGAUUGAGAUGUUCCCUAAUUUUGUUUCUUCCUGGAAAUCACCAUCUUCGACCCAAACAUUCCAAGAUCACCACCAUCUCGUCCUCUGAUCAGACACAAUCUUGACCAGAAGCCUUCCACAGAUUCCCAAAAUGUUCCUCCCGAAGGUUCUUCUUGCCCUCUCAGCAUUCGGCCUUGUGGCUGCCAACACCAUCACCUUCGUCUCCCUUGACGAAAAUGCUCGAACGAUUUACUCAAAGCACACAGUCAAGUGUGAGGGUGGCGACCACGGGUACUGCAACGACCUCAGCCUGAAGGACAUCCCCCCAGUAAAUGUCCCUGGAUUCGCCCAGGUCGACGUCCAACUUCCCAUUGGCUGGGAAGGCAAUUUCUACUCUGUCCCGGCCGGCACCCCUGAUCGAACGGGUAUCCUUGCCGAGAUCAGAUCGCAGGGUUUUGAGAACGGGAGCUUCUUCGAUGUCUCUGCCAUCGACAAUCCCAACGACCACAUCGGAGUCAAGCAAUUCUGGCCCGCUGACGACCCUAACGCCGAGGUCAGCGGCUGCAUCAAGUUCCCCUGCCCCUACACUUAUUAUCACCCUGACGACAAGCAGACCAAACCGGCUACCUGGAGCGAGAAAUUUUACUGCACCCUUGGGAACGCUGAUCUGUCGAACCGACCGCACCUGGCAAAGUGGCACAAGGUGUAUAACCCCGAGACGAAUAAGUGGGAUGCUCUCUCCGUAACCAAUCCGGCCGUCAGUCUUAUUGCUGUCGCCGAACUGCCCGCUGCUACUCGUGGUACUACCGUCGAGUCUCCUACCACCACUCACACUGCCGUUACCGACGAGACAGACGCCACCGACGAAACGGAUGCCGCCGACGAGACCGACAUCGCCAACGAGACAGCAUUCUCCCAUCGGACUCUUGUGACUCUUGUCACCUCGGUCAAGAAACACACGGCAACUCCCACCCUCCCAUCCUCUCUCCUAGAUUAGGACAGUACGGGAGGCUUGGAUAAGG